Molecule: messenger RNA, 5906 nt
Organism: Trichechus manatus latirostris (Florida manatee)
Lineage: Eukaryota; Metazoa; Chordata; Mammalia; Sirenia; Trichechidae
Gene: SCN10A
Product: sodium voltage-gated channel alpha subunit 10
Exons: 27
Coding region: 1-5898 (1965 amino acids)
Biological process (GO): regulation of atrial cardiac muscle cell membrane depolarization; sodium ion transmembrane transport; membrane depolarization during action potential
Cellular component (GO): plasma membrane; axon; voltage-gated sodium channel complex
Molecular function (GO): voltage-gated sodium channel activity involved in cardiac muscle cell action potential
Source: RefSeq, a predicted model, not a curated record
AUGGAAUUUCCCCUUGGGUCUCUGGAAACUACCAACUUUCGUCGCUUCACUCCGGAGUCGCUGGUGGAGAUUGAGAAGCAAAUUGCAGCAAAGCGGGCAGCAAAGAAAGCCAGAGACAAGCAAGGGGAGCAGAAAGAUGAAGAAGAGAAGCCCCGGCCCCAGCUAGACUUGAAAGCCUGCAACCAGCUGCCCAGGUUCUAUGGCGAGCUCCCGGUAGAACUGGUCGGGGAGCCCCUGGAGGAUCUGGACCCCUUCUACAGCACACACCAGACAUUUAUGGUGCUGAACAAAGGGAGGACCAUUUCCCGGUUCAGUGCCACCCGGGCGCUGUGGCUGUUCAGCCCUUUCCACCCGAUCAGAAGAACGGCUAUCAAAGUGUCUGUCCACUCAUAUCCUUUAUGGUUCAGUUUAUUUAUUACGGUCACUAUUUUGGUCAACUGUGUGUGCAUGACCCAAACGGAUUUUCCAGAUAAAAUCGAGUACGUCUUCACUGUCAUUUACACUUUUGAAGCCUUGAUAAAGAUACUGGCAAGAGGAUUUUGUCUAAAUGAGUUCACUUACCUGAGAGAUCCCUGGAACUGGCUGGAUUUUAGUGUCAUUACCCUGGCAUACAUUGGCGAAGCAAUAGACUUACAAGGAGUCUCAGGCCUGCGGACAUUCAGAGUUCUUAGAGCUUUAAAAACAGUUUCUGUGAUCCCAGGGCUGAAGGUCAUCGUGGGGGCGCUGAUCCACUCGGUGAAGAAGCUGGCUGAUGUGACCAUUCUCACCAUCUUCUGCCUGAGUGUCUUCGCGCUGGUGGGAUUGCAGCUCUUCAAGGGCAACCUCAAGAACAAAUGUGUCAAGAACUGCACACUUCUUAAUGAGACAGCCAAUUCCUCUUAUAAUCACGAGUGGAAUUUCUGCCACACGGAUGAAGAUUUCCAAAUCAACAAGCCGGGAACCUCUGAUCCCUUGCUGUGUGGCAACGGAACUGACGCAGGCCACUGUCCCUCAGGUUAUUUCUGCCUUAAAACAACCGAAAACCCGGACUUUAACUACACCAGCUUCGACUCCUUUGCUUGGGCUUUCCUCUCACUGUUCCGCCUCAUGACGCAGGAUUCCUGGGAACGCCUCUACCAGCAGACCCUGAGGGCUUCUGGGAAAAUCUAUAUGGUCUUUUUCGUGCUUGUCAUCUUCCUGGGAUCUUUCUAUCUGGUCAACCUGAUCUUGGCUGUGGUCACCAUGGCAUAUGAGGAGCAGAACCAGGCUACCCUUGACGAAAUUGAAGCAAAGGAGAAGAAGUUCCAGGAGACCCUAGAGAUGCUCCGGAAGGAACAGGAGGUACUGGCAGCACUGGGGGUUGACACAGCCUCUCUCCACUCCCACAGUGGAUCUCCUUUAACCUCGAAAAAUGCCAGUGAGAAAAGGCACAGGACAAAACCAAGAGUGUCAGAGGGCUCCACAGACAACAAAUCACCCCAAUCUGAGCCCUACAACCAGCAAAGGAUGUCUUUCCUAGGUCUCGCCUCUGGGAGACGCCGGGCUAGCCAUGGCAGUGUGUUCCAUUUCCUGGCUCCUGGCCAAGACGUCUCAUUCCCUGACGGGAUCACAGAUGAUGGAGUCUUCCUCGGAGACCGUGAAAGCCAUCGGGGCUCUCUGCUGCUGGGUAGGGGUGCUGGCCAGCAAGGCCCCCUCCCUAGGAGCCCGCUGCUUCAACCCUCCAACCCUGGCUUAGGGCAUGGAGAAGAUGGACAUCCCACGCUUCCCACUAGUGAGCUUGCCCCUGGAGCCAUGGAAGGCUUGGCACUCGAUGAGGGACAGAAGAUUUUCCUGUCAGCAGAAUACUUGAAUGAACCUUUCCGAGCCCAAAGGGCAAUGAGUGUUGUCAGCAUCAUGACCUCCGUCCUUGAGGAACUCGAGGAGUCUAAACAGAGGUGCCCACCCUGCUUCACCAGCUUGGCUCGGAAGUAUCUGAUCUGGGAGUGCUGCUCCUCAUGGGUGAAGCUCAAGACGCGUCUCUUUGGGAUUGUGACGGACCCCUUCGCGGAGCUUGCCAUCACCUUGUGCAUCGUGGUGAACACUGUCUUCAUGGCCAUGGAGCACCACGGCAUGAGCUCCGCCUUCGAAUCCAUGCUGCAAAUAGGCAACAUUGUCUUUACCAUAUUUUUUACUGCGGAAAUGAUCUUCAAAAUCAUCGCCUUUGACCCUUACUAUUACUUCCAGAAGAGGUGGAAUAUCUUUGACUGCAUCAUCGUCACUGUGAGCUUGAUGGAGCUCAGCACGGUCAAGAAGGGAAGCCUGUCCGUGCUGCGGACAUUCCGCCUGCUGCGGGUCUUCAAGUUGGCCAAGUCUUGGCCAACCUUAAACACACUCAUCAAGAUCAUCGGAAACUCAGUGGGGGCACUGGGGAACCUCACCAUCAUCCUGGCCAUCAUUGUCUUUGUCUUCGCUCUGGUUGGCAAGCAGCUCCUCGGGGAGAGCUACCGCAAUAACCGGCGCAACAUCUCCGCCCCCGGGGAAGAAUGGCCCCGCUGGCACAUGCACGACUUCUUCCACUCCUUCCUCAUCGUCUUCCGGAUCCUCUGCGGGGAGUGGAUCGAGAACAUGUGGGCCUGCAUGGAGGUCGGCCAGAAAUCCAUAUGCCUCAUCCUUUUCUUGAUGGUGAUGGUGCUGGGGAACCUGGUGGUGCUCAACCUGUUCAUCGCCCUGCUGCUGAACUCUUUCAGUGCUGACAACCUCACAGCCCCAGAAGACGACGGGGAGGUGAACAACCUGCAGGUGGCGCUGGCGCGGAUCCAGGCCUUUGGCCAUUGCGCCAAGCAGGCCUUCUGUGACUUCUUCCGCAAGCCCUGCCUGCGCCCCUGGCCCAAGGCGGAGCCCCAGCUGGUGGUCAAACUCCCGCUCUCCAGCUCCAGCGCUGAGAACCACAUUGCUACCGACGCUGCAGUGGGAAGCCCUGGAGGGGUCCCGGCCCCCAGAGGCCCCAGGGAUGACCACAGUGACUUCAUCACCAAUCCCAGUGUGUGGGUCUCUGUGCCCAUUGCCGAGGGUGAAUCUGACCUCGAUGACUUGGAGGAUGAUGGCGAGGAGGAUGCUCAGAGCUCCAGACAGGAAGUGGCCCCCAAAGAUCAGCAGGAGCAGCUGCAGCAAGUCGGGAGGUACGAGGACCACCUGGCACCCAGGAGCCCAGGCUCUGGGAUGUCUUCUGCGGACCUGGCUCCGUACCUGGGGGACAAGGGGAAAGACAAGGCCGCUCCCCAAGACCCUGCAGAGAAAGGGGAUGACAUGAGCUCCUCAGAAGGCAGCACGGUGGACUGCCCGGACCCUGAGGAGGUCCUGAGGAAGAUCCCUGAGCUGGCCGAUGACCUGGAAGAGCCAGAUGACUGUUUCACAGAAGGCUGUAUGAGCCACUGUCCCUGCUGCAAAGUGGACACCGCCAAGGCUCCGUGGGGCAUGGGCUGGCAGGUGCGAAAGACCUGCUUCCGCAUUGUGGAGCACAGCUGGUUUGAGAGCUUCAUCGUCUUCAUGAUCCUGCUCAGCAGUGGAGUGCUGGCCUUUGAAGACUACUACCUUGAGGAAAAGCCCACGGUGAAAGCCUUGCUGGAGUACACUGACAGGGUGUUCACGUUUAUCUUUGUGUUCGAGAUGCUGCUCAAGUGGGUUGCCUAUGGCUUCAAAAAAUACUUCACCAAUGCCUGGUGCUGGCUGGACUUCCUCAUUGUGAACAUCUCAUUGACAAGCCUCAUAGCAAAGAUCCUGGAGUAUUCUGAUAUGGCAUCUAUCAAAGCCCUUCGCACCCUCCGCGCCCUGCGGCCACUGCGGGCUCUGUCUCGAUUUGAAGGCAUGCGGGUUGUUGUGGAUGCCCUGGUGGGUGCCAUCCCAUCCAUCAUGAAUGUCCUCCUCGUCUGCCUCAUUUUCUGGCUCAUCUUCAGCAUUAUGGGUGUGAACCUCUUUGCAGGGAAGUUUUGGAGAUGCAUCAACACUACCAAUGGAGACUUUCCUCUUGUGCCCUUGUCUGUGGUGAAUAACAAGUCUGAGUGUAAACAUCAAAACUACACCGGCAGCUUCUUCUGGGUCAAUGUGAAGGUCAACUUUGAUAACGUUGCAAUGGGUUACCUUGCACUUCUUCAGGUGGCAACCUUCAAAGGCUGGAUGGAUAUCAUGUAUGCAGCUGUCGACUCCCGAGAGAUGGACAUGCAGCCCAAGUGGGAAGACAAUGUGUACAUGUACUUGUACUUCGUCAUCUUCAUCAUUUUCGGCGGCUUCUUCACACUGAAUCUCUUUGUUGGGGUCAUAAUUGACAACUUCAAUCAACAGAAGAAAAAGUUAGGGGGCCAGGACAUCUUCAUGACGGAGGAGCAGAAGAAGUACUACAAUGCCAUGAAGAAGCUGGGCUCCAAGAAGCCCCAGAAGCCCAUCCCACGGCCCCUGAACAAGUACCAAGGCUUCGUCUUUGACAUUGUGACCAGACAAGCUUUUGACAUCGUCAUCAUGGUCCUCAUCUGCCUCAACAUGAUCACCAUGAUGGUGGAAACUGAUGAGCAGAGUGAAGAAAAGACAAAAAUCCUCAACAAAAUCAACCAGUUCUUUGUGGCCGUCUUCACCUGCGAGUGUGUCCUGAAGAUGUUUGCCCUGAGGCAUUACUACUUCACCGAUGGCUGGAAUGUAUUUGACUUCAUUGUCAUGGUUCUCUCCAUUGGGAGCCUGGUGGUUUCUGCAAUCAUGAAGUCACUUGAAAAUUAUUUCUCUCCAACACUCUUCCGCGUCAUCCGCCUGGCCCGAAUCGGCCGCAUCCUCAGGCUGAUUCGAGCAGCCAAGGGGAUCCGGACGCUGCUCUUCGCCCUCAUGAUGUCCCUGCCCGCCCUGUUCAACAUCGGCCUGCUGCUCUUCCUAGUCAUGUUCAUCUACUCCAUCUUCGGCAUGGCCAACUUCGCAUACGUCAAAUGGGAGGCUGGCAUCGACGACAUGUUCAACUUCAGGACUUUUGCCAACAGCAUGCUGUGCCUCUUCCAGAUCACCACGUCGGCCGGCUGGGAUGGCCUCCUCAGUCCCAUCCUCAACACAGGGCCCCCCUACUGUGACCCCAAUCUGCCCAAUGGCAGUGGAACCAGGGGGGACUGUGGGAGCCCAGCCGUGGGCAUCAUCUUCUUCACCAGCUACAUCAUCAUCUCCUUCCUCAUCGUGGUCAACAUGUACAUUGCAGUAAUUCUGGAGAACUUCAAUGUCGCCACAGAAGAGAGCACCGAGCCCUUGAGCGAGGAUGACUUUGACAUGUUCUAUGAGACCUGGGAGAAGUUUGACCCGGAGGCCACCCAGUUCAUUACCUUUUCUGCCCUCUCAGACUUUGCAGACACCCUGUCUGGCCCCCUGCGAAUCCCAAAACCCAAUCGGAAUGUAUUAAUCCAGAUGGACCUGCCCUUAGUCCCUAGAGAUAAGAUACACUGUUUGGAUAUCCUUUUUGCAUUCACCAAGAAUGUGUUGGGAGAAUCUGGGGAAUUGGAUUCUCUGAAGGCAAAUAUGGAAGAGAAGUUUAUGGCAACUAAUCUUUCAAAGGCAUCUUAUGAACCUAUAGCAACCACCCUGCGGUGGAAGCAAGAAGACGUUUCAGCCACCGUCAUCCAAAAGGCUUAUCGGAACUAUGUGCUACAACGCUCCAUGACAAUCUUCAACUCCUCAGAUGUGCCAAGGGCUGAGGAGGAGACUGUGUCACCCACAGAUGAAGGCUUUGUUGCAUUCAUGGCAAAUGAAAAUUGUGUGCUCCCGGACAGAUCUGAAACUGCGUCUGCCACCUCUUUCCCACCGUCUUAUGACAGUGUCACUAGAGGCCUUAGCGACAGAGCCCACCUGAGCACGUCUAGCUCAGUGCAGAAUGAAGGUGAAGCCACCAGUACGGAAGCACCUGCACCAGGGCCCCAGUGAGGACAUUC